This is a messenger RNA of Schistocerca piceifrons (Central American locust), 1188 nucleotides long. RefSeq lists its product as uncharacterized. Bases 99 to 884 code for a protein of 261 amino acids. The transcript is spliced from 5 exons. NCBI's taxonomy places the organism in Eukaryota, Metazoa, Arthropoda, Insecta, Orthoptera, Acrididae. The record is from RefSeq and is a predicted model, not a curated record.
CACAUAGACACGUGUAGAGCAGCAGGCGGCGGCACGCGACCUAGCCACAGAGCGGCGCAGCGCCGGCAGAGUGCAGCAUAGAAGACGCAGACGUCGACAUGGCCGGCUGCUGGCUGUUCCUCGCAGCUAUUACCGGGCUCCUACUGGCAGCCGCCGCCGCAUUCGCCGCCGCGGUCACUCCACAGGUGCAGGCGGUGAAGGCCGCUCCUGGUUCCUCAGUGCGGGUGGACUGUGCCAGUGGCAGCAGCGCCUCUAGCGGCGGCGGCUGGAACCCGCUCGGCACGCUGUCCAACCUGCUGCUGGGCUACAGCGACGAAGAAGAUGACGAUGACGACAAUGAUGACGACGAUGGCGUAGUCGGCUCCAGCGGCGAACGUGCCGGCUCUGACGAGGACUACUACUCCUGGAUGGACGUGGGCCUGGGCCUGCUUGGCGACUCCAGCAGCGAGGAGGCAGCCAGGCGAGAGCACAACCUACCUGGCGAGGGGGGCAGCAAACCCCUGGGAAAUGGCGAGGUGGUCAACAACUCCCUGGGGCCUGGUGAGGUGGCCAACCGAACCCUGGCUCGCCACAGGAGGGCCACGCCCAGUUGGAGUCUAGGUGACAUAGACGUGCAGGGGGGCAAGAACUGGUCGGUGCGCGUCUUCAACUGGGUGCUGGUACGGCGCAACCCGGCGACUGGCCAGGUGGAGGUGAAGCUGCAGGUCCCGGGACUCUUCUCCUCCCCUGCUGGCGGCAGCGGCGACUACGAUGACGACGUCGACGCGAGCGACAGCGGACGCGAAGCGAGAUCGACGCGCCUCGAAGAAGGUGUUGCCAGACACCCAGAGGCCGUCUCCAGCGGUGUGUCGUCCCCAGAGUACUCCCAGAGUGGCGCCAGCUGAGGGCGACUUCUCCAGGUGGGAAACCACCAGCAGGAAGACGCAAGCCAGCCGGGACACGUUCAUGUGGAGAGUCAUUAAUUCAUUUCCAACUGCUUGGGAAUGACACACAUUUACUUGGCCUGUACACUAACGAACGCUACCAAAAAAGCAUUGUCCUAAAAUGUAAAAAUUUUAUACAUGUCUACAUUAAUGCAAUACUGUACCUUGUUUUGACAGCCUGGAUGAGACAAAAAAAAAAAAAAUCAAGUUGUAGUUCUCUGAUUGAAGUUUGUUGUAUUUGGAUUUAAAAUACUUUUACCGUGUA